CAAGUGAACAGGGAGAAAUACACUUGCUGUUCAAGUGUCAUUCGUCACUUGUAGCUUGGCUCUGUGUGUAGCACUGUCGCAGCAGACGCUACCACUCCUCCACGUCCCAAGAGAUAUUUGUGCUCCAGGCUUUGCUAUGAACUCUUUCUGUUGAUUGUCAGCCAGCAUAAGUGGAAGAAAACGCUGGGAGGAGCCAGCGCCUGCCUGGACGUUGCCCGUUGGAAGAACUGCUGCGCCCCAGAGACAAGUUUCAGUGUGGGAGAAACAGAGGAGGUUGCACAUCCAUUCUGGAAAGGAUCAAGAGCUUCUUUCUGGGCGCUGUUGUGUAAGCAUCUGCGCUGAUUUCAGACUAGCCCUGAAAUUUCAGAAAGACCAUGGCAAAGAAGAGAGUGGCGAUUAUAGGAGGUGGCUCCAGCGGACUUUGCAGCAUCAAAUGCUGCUUGGACGAGGACCUAGAGCCCGUGUGCUUUGAGAGCAGCGAUGAUAUUGGGGGACUCUGGAGGUUCAAGGAGAAUCCUGAAGAAGACAGAGCCAGCAUCUACAAAUCUGUGAUCAUCAACACCUCCAAGGAGAUGAUGUGCUUCAGUGAUUUCCCCAUUCCGGAGGACUACCCCAACUACAUGCCCAACAACAAGAUCAUGGACUACUUCCGGAUAUACGCCAAGCACUUUGACCUUCUGAAGUACAUCCGCUUGAGGACUAAAGUGUGCAGUGUAACAAGGCGCCCAGAUUUCGCCAGCACUGGCCAGUGGGAUGUUGUAGUGGAGACUGAUGGGAAACAGGAAUCAUCUGUUUUUGAUGCAAUCCUCAUUUGCACAGGCCACCACACGACUGCUCACCUGCCGCUGAAUACUUUCCCAGGGAUAGAAAAAUUCAAAGGACACUAUUUUCACAGCCGUGAUUACAAGAACCCGAAUGAGUUCACAGGAAAGAGAGGCAUUGUGGUCGGCAUCGGGAACUCAGGCGGGGACCUCGCUGUGGAGAUCAGCCACACGGCAGAGCAGGUCUUCCUCAGUACUCGCCGAGGGUCGUGGAUAUUGAAUCGUGUCAAUGACAAAGGCUAUCCAGGAGAUGUGGUGCUUACAACUCGUUUAAAUGCACUUUUGAAGCGGUGUUUGAGCCCAAACAUGGUAAACAACUGGGUGGAAAACCAGUUGAAUGAAAGAUUUAACCAUUCUCAUUAUGGCUUGAAGCCUAAACACAGGUUUUUCAGCCAGCAUCCAACUGUCAACGAUGAGCUGCCAAACCGCAUCAUUUCUGGCAAAGUUCAAGUAAAGCCAAACAUCAAGGAAAUUACCGAAAGUGCUGUCGUCUUUGAAGAUGGCUCAAAGGAAGAAAAUAUAGAUUUUAUCGUCUUUGCCACGGGGUACAGUUUCGCCUUUCCCUUCCUGGGGAAUACUAUCCGAGUAGUUGAGAAUCAGACCCCAUUGUAUAAAUUUGUCUUCCCUCCUCACUUGGAGAAGCCGACCCUGGCCAUCAUUGGCCUCGUCCAGCCCUUGGGGGCCAUCAUGCCCAUUUCAGAACUGCAAGCUCGCUGGGCGACCCGUGUGUUUAAGGGGCUUAAUACAGUACCGUCAACAAGUGAAAUGAUGUCAGAUAUCACAUCAAAGAAAGCAGCCAUGGCAAAAAGGUAUGUGAAAAGCCCUCGUCACACCAUCCAAGUGGAUUACAUUGAUUACAUGGACGAGGUGGCCACUGAGAUUGGGGUGAAGCCGAAUGUCUGGUCCCUGUUCCGUGCAAAUCCCAGGCUGGCCUGGCAGAUUUUGAGAGGGCCUUGCACGCCAUAUCAGUACCGUCUGCAAGGGCCAGGGAAAUGGACUGGAGCCGAAAAAGCUAUCCUGACCCAGCACGACCGGAUCAUCAAACCCCUGAGGACAAGGGCCACUGACAACUCACCUUCGGGUGCAUUGAUGCCCUUCAUGUUCAAAAUGGCUGCCUUGGCGGUGGUUGUCUUGGCAAUCCUCUAUACUUACUUUUAGGUGUCAAAGGUGCACAUUUGUUAAAGACAAAUGUUCUGGUCCCAUCCAUUUUAUCUGUUAAUCUUUAUGCUUUUUAGCAGUCAUUCUCUGUAAAUAUACACCACUGUGCCUGAAGUUGCCAACUUCUAUGUGGGGCCUGGAACUCUCCCAGAAUUACAAUUGAUCUCUAGACUACAGAGAUCAGUUCUGACUGAUACCCGGCUGAAGGUCUUCCCCUCCCCAAGCUCUACCCCCAAAUCUCAAGGCAGUUCCUAACCCAGAGUUAGCAACCCUAGCAGUGCCCUUUACAGACACGUUCUCCUGGUGAACGUCAUUCAUGUGAGCAGCAUUAUGCCAGCUUGACCCCUUUGAAUGGGUCUCUCAGGGCUUGAGUUAACAUGUGCAAUAUAUCUGUUAAAAUGCAACCAAUGGCAAAUAAGUAACUUCUCUAGAAAUAGCACUUUGAACCGCAGUGGCGUGACUGUGAUUAAAUGUUAUCAGCAUUGGAUGUCAUGAGAGUGAAUUGAAGUAGGACUAGGAACUGUGUUCCACUGUGGUUGGGUGAAGGCAAGCAAUGCUGGUGAAUAGCAAGAAAGGAACAGGAAGCAAUUGUUUAAGUCAAGUUUAAAUUGCCAUGUUUAAUUAAAAAAAAUUGUUUCACGCUCUA
Molecule: messenger RNA, 2625 nt
Organism: Eublepharis macularius
Lineage: Eukaryota; Metazoa; Chordata; Lepidosauria; Squamata; Eublepharidae
Product: flavin-containing monooxygenase 5-like
Exons: 9
Coding region: 375-1979 (534 amino acids)
Molecular function (GO): N,N-dimethylaniline monooxygenase activity; flavin adenine dinucleotide binding; NADP binding
Source: RefSeq, a predicted model, not a curated record